Messenger RNA from Cuculus canorus (common cuckoo), 4751 nucleotides. It is a transcript of the gene ADAR, whose product is annotated as adenosine deaminase RNA specific. Bases 662 to 4243 code for a protein of 1193 amino acids. The record is from RefSeq and is a predicted model, not a curated record. NCBI's taxonomy places the organism in Eukaryota, Metazoa, Chordata, Aves, Cuculiformes, Cuculidae. Gene Ontology annotation, biological process: RNA processing; adenosine to inosine editing. The transcript has 15 exons. Gene Ontology annotation, cellular component: cytoplasm; nucleolus. Gene Ontology annotation, molecular function: double-stranded RNA adenosine deaminase activity; double-stranded RNA binding; tRNA-specific adenosine deaminase activity.
AGGACUGGGUGCAUUCCUUGGCUUGGUUUAGAGUCAUAGAAUCAUGGAAUGGGUUGGGUUGGAAGGGACCUUAAAGAUGAUCCAGUUCCAACUCCCCUGCCAUGGGCAGGGAUACCUUCCACUGGCUCAGGGGCUCCAAGACCCAUCCAGCCUGGCCUUGAACCCCUCCGGGGAUGGGACAGCCACCACUGUUCUGGGCAACCUGGGCCAGGGCCUCCCCACCCUCAUUAUGGAGAAUUUCUUCCUAACAUCUACUCUAAAUCUUCCCCUCCCAAGUUCAAGCCACCUCUCAGCCCCUCCUCUCACCCAUCAGCUGCUCCCGGGCGUGUUGAGCUUCUCAGCCGUCUGGUUGAGGGCGAGCUCAGCCCCACACGACAGUGACUCGGCAUCCUAAGAUCUCAUCUCAAUCUCCCCUCUUUCAGCUCAAAACUGUUCCCCCUCGUGCUAUCCCUGCCCUCGCCGGCUUUCCUGAAGCCCCUUUCAGGACUGGAAGGUUGCCACUUGGCUUUACGUCCCUCUGCCCCUGUUUUGCUGAGGUCUGAGAUUCCCUCCGGGCAGAGGAGUGAAAUUUGCUGGUGUUUCAGAAGCGUAGGGUUGAGCCUUCAGCAGAAGGCAUCGCAAAGACAAACCACCCCAUGCAGCAAGCUUAAAAUUCCAUCCCAUGGGUUGGCCAGCGGAGCGCAGAGUGACUGGCAGCUCCCCUUAUGCUGGCGCGCACGUGGCCCGGCUCGUAGGCGUGUCCCAGCGCUGCGCUAUGAACAGAGGCACUGCUCGAGGCUCUUAUCUUACACGCUCAAGACGUAACUACCCCAGUGCCAACCGAGGUUUUUGUAUCUGCCCUCCUACCCCGCGAGAAACUAAUCUGGAAACCUUUUUACACCAGCAGUUCUUAACAAGGCAGGACGGUGAAGUCUGUUUGCUUCAGGGACAGGGAUCACGCGACGGAUUACGUGUCAGAGGGCAACCUGUGGCACCGGAGAGAUGGCAGCCCAGCUACGGCAGAGCAGAAGGGCGUAGGUUCUCUGGCAAGCGUCCGCGGGUGGGAACGUCACUGCGUUAUUAUCCUCCUCUGUACCAUCAUCAGGAGGAGUCAGAGAGAGAUUCUGACACCAUCAGGCUGAAUUUUCAGAGACUUUCUCUUGCUGGACGGGACUGUGAGCAAGAAAUUCUGCGAAUCUUUGAGCAGCUUGGGCAGGGGAAGACUUUUACAGUUCAUGAUCUUGCACGUAAACUUAAAACUAAAAAGAAAGAAGUCAACCGUGCUUUGUAUAAGCUCUUCCGAGAAGGCAAGUUGCACAAAGGUGAGGAGACGCCGCCACUGUGGAGCAUUGCUGGCCAUAGCGCAGGGAGGGAAAGAAGCCCUGCUGAGCACAGCGGUGCUCACAGAGAUCCAGGAGGCGAGAGCAGAGGAGGGGAGAGGAGUCCGUUUGGCUUGGGAGACACCGAUCCCAUCAUGGCAGAGACCAAGGACAAAAUCUGCAACUACUUGUUCAGCGUGGAUGAAACGACGGCGCUCAACCUGGCCAAAAACAUUGGGUUCUCGAGGGCCAAGGACGUUAACGCCUUCCUGAGCGCGCUAGAAAAGCUGGGAGAUGUCCACAAGCAGAACACAAACCCCCCACGGUGGUCCCUGACCGACCGGAAACGCGAGCGGAUGCAGAUGCGGCUGAGAGCCAGCAUGGCACCGCAGGCAGAUCCCACACCUGCACCAACUUUUCCACCUUCCACUGUUCCUCCAUGUCCCCAGGAGGUGACCGUAGCUUCUCCAGCAGUGACAACAUCGGAGGAAGAAAGCAUGGAAAACGGGCAGCAGCCUUUGGGGCAAACAGAGCAGAGCGAUGGCAGUGACGCAGAAGCAGCUCCGGCUGAGGACAUUAAGCCCGAAUUCUCCAGUUUGAGUAAUUACGAUAACUCUGAAAACAACGAGUGGGCCACGGAUGACAUCCCGGAUAACCUGAACACCAUCACCAAGCAGCCCCAUGAGUCGGAAUCCAUCAUGAAUUCCCAGUGUUCCCCGAGUUAUGCUGCCCAGUUUGAACCUGCUUUGCCUUGUACACCCAUAGAGAAGCUGAUGGCGUGUCAGGAGAAGAACCCCGUGAGCGGCCUUACUGAGUAUUCCCAGUACACGUGCCAGCACUGUGAAUUUGCCAUGCUGGAGCAGAGCGGACCCUCUCACGAGCCACGGUUUAAGUUCCAGGCAGUGAUUAAUGGACGCCGAUUCCCACCAGCGGAAGCAGGGAGCAAAAAACUCGCUAAGCAGGAGGCAGCUGCAAAUGCCAUGAAGGUCCUGAUGAGUGAAGUGGAGAAUGGAAGACACGGUGGAAUUAAAUGCGAAGAGCCGUUGCCCUCCACCAAUUCCGAAGUGGAAUCGCCUUUGCCUCCAGAGCCGGAGUCGUCAUCUGCGCCAGCUCCUCUCAGCCUGCUUCCCGGGAAACACCCUAUCAGCGUAUUAAUGGAGUACGGACAGAAAUCAGGGAACGCGAUUGAAUUCCAGCUGCUCUCUCAGGAAGGCCCACCUCAUGAUCCCAGGUUCAGCUACUGUGUGAAAAUGGGUGACCAAAUUUUCCCUGCUGUGGUAGGAAACAGCAAGAAGGGAGCAAAGCAAAUGGCAGCAGAGGUUGCUGUGAAGAUUCUUUCUGGAGAGUCUGUGCCCCACGUCUUGCCCGAACAGCCUGUCACAAAGCCCCACAGUGACCAGUCGACGCCGAGCUCUGCAUCAUGGGUCCCUGCUCCAGAUGAAUCCAAGGUGGCGAAAGGAAAGGCUGUUGGGGACCUCAUCAAAUACCUUAACGUCAACCCUGUCAGCGGUCUGCUGGAAUACGCCCGCUCCAAUGGCUUUGCCGCAGAGUUCAAACUCAUCGACCAGUCAGGACCUCCCCAUGACCCCAAGUUUGUCUACCAGGCGAAGGUCGGAGGCCGCUGGUUCCCGGCUGUAACUGCCCACAGUAAAAAGCAGGGCAAGCAGGAGGCAGCUGACGCCGCGCUCAGAGUCCUCAUUGGAGAAACAGAGAAAAUGGAGCGCAUGGAAGGGACGAACAUCACCGAGCUCCCCAUCAGCGGCAGCACGCUCCACGACCAGAUGGCUAUGCUGAGCCACCAGCGCUUCAACACCCUCACCGCUCGCAUCCAGCACAGUCUGCUUGGAAGGAAAAUCCUGGCUGCCAUCAUCAUGCGGAAAGGAAACAAGGGCCUAGGAGCGGUGGUCAGCAUCGGAACGGGUAAUCGUUGCGUGAAAGGAGAAGAGUUGAGCUUGAAGGGGGAGACAGUGAAUGACUGUCACGCAGAAAUCAUUUCUCGGAGAGGCUUUGUGAGAUUUCUCUACAGUGAGCUGAUGAAGUACGACCCGUCUAAUCCUUCCUCUGCAGAAGAGAGCAUUUUCGAGCCAGCGGGAGGGAAGAGGCUCAAAAUAAAGAGCAACGUUACCUUCCACCUCUACAUCAGCACAGCACCAUGUGGAGAUGGGGCACUCUUUGAUAAGUCCUGCAGUGACCAGGCAAGCGUGGUGGGAUCGGCCCAGCACCAGCCUCUCUUUGAGAACCCCAAACAAGGCAAACUACGCACCAAGGUGGAGAAUGGAGAAGGCACCAUUCCCGUGGAGUCGAGUGACAUUGUGCCCACGUGGGAUGGAAUCCAGCACGGGGAGCGGUUGCGAACCAUGUCCUGCAGUGACAAAAUCCUACGCUGGAAUGUGCUUGGCUUGCAGGGGGCAUUGCUGUCACACUUCCUUGAACCGGUUUAUCUCAGCUCUGUGACACUGGGUUACUUGUACAGCCAGGGUCAUUUAACACGCGCAAUCUGCUGCCGCGUGGCAAGAGAUGGGAACGUGCUGCAGGGAAAGCUCCAAGCUCCGUAUCACAUCAACCAUCCCGAGGUCGGGCGAGUCAGCGUCUACGACUCUGCCAGGCAGACGGGCAAAACGAAGGAGUCUUCGGUUAACUGGUGUCUUGCUGAUGAAAGCGAAGUGGAAAUCUUGGAUGGUACAAAAGGGAAAGUAGAUGGACCGAAACUGGAGGUGUCUCGUCUGUCAAAGAGGAGAAUGUUCGCCCUCUUCCAGCAGUUGCGUGCCAAGAACAACCGCAAAGACCUGCAGCACUUCACGGUGUACUCAGAGGCGAAGGAAGCGGCCGCUGAGUACCAAGAAGCCAAGCAGCGCUUCUUCGUCGCCCUGGAAGCAAUGGGUUACGGCAGCUGGAUCCGCAAACCCCAAGAGGAGGAGAAUUUCUCCUUCACUGUUGCACAGUGAGGUGCUGGGCGUGUGUGGGGUGAGUGCAGAGACACCUGCGUGUGGGCACCAGCAUCCUCCUCUGGCCAUCACCUUUUUGACCUGGAAUCGGGAACGUAUGGGAGUUUUCCCUGUAGGCCUGGCUGCCUUCUCUCUGCUCUUGUUCCUCAGAGACCCGGUCCUUCCUCUUUUUAAAACGCGCAUGGAAACGAUGUCUUUUUUUAAGCUAGGGCAGGCUCAGCCCUGUUUGCUUUUAUGGUUUUGUCUCCUCUUUUUUUAUAAGAAGGCACAAGAAACCAGAGUGAUUCUCAAACUGUGAGUUCCAAACGUUUGGAACUUGCAAUUCCAAUCCCUCUGGCGGGUUUUGAGGCAAAUUUUCUCUUUUUGAGGAAAAAAAAAAAAACCCAAAGCUGGCUGGCUGGUUUGAGGUGUCUCUCUCAGAGGGGGCUGGGACACAGGACUGAUCCCCGUAGGACGCCAGCAGGACCAGCAAAACAUUCCGCGUUCGUAAUAAAGAUGGAUUUCUGUA